Caenorhabditis angaria is the source of this 2858-nucleotide messenger RNA. NCBI's taxonomy places the organism in Eukaryota, Metazoa, Nematoda, Chromadorea, Rhabditida, Rhabditidae. The record is from the annotation of a GenBank genome assembly.
AUGUAUGAGCCUAGCUGGUAUAUUCAACAUGUUGAAAUAUCUGGAAGUUGUAUAGACUCGAAAAAUAUUGAUAAAAAUUUGAUGGUUAAUAAAUGGAUGCCUCAAUUAAAAACUGUUAACAAAACUGCGAAAGAAUUUAUGAAGGAAAUCAUCAAAAGCAUUCCAUUAGACUCCCAACAUUUAUUUCAUUGGAGUGCUCUAAUUUUUCACAAAAAUUUGUAUACUAUUAAUGGUAUGUUUAAGUCAAAUUAUAUCUAAAACUCAUGACAAUAUGUUUUUUAUUUUCAGGAAAAUAUUUCGAAUGGCUUCAAAAGUUCAGCGCACACUUCAAACAUCGAGCUGAAUUAUACUCAUUCAUUAUUUCUGAGAACAUCGAUCAUAUCGUUUUUAGAACUUCGCAUAUUUUUGAAAGUAUCAAAAAUAAAGAGAAAACUGAAGUUUGGCAUUUUAUAAUUGAAGCUGCUUGUGAACAUUUACGAGUUGCUAUGAAACCACAUAAAAGACAUGAGGUUUGGAAAAUUCGACAAAUGCAAUUUAGACCAGAUUAUGAUCUUUAUCGGAAUAUUGAGAAGCGAAAAGAAGCUUUGAUGGAAGAAGUUGAUUUUUUGAUUCAAGAGUGGGUUUAUUUUACAGAAUGUUGAAUUAUUAUCGAUGUCUUAAUGCGCUCUACUGCGCUCUAUUGCACAAUUUUUAAAACGAGAGAGUAAAACUGUGCGAGACACCAGACGGAAAAGGGAUAGACCAAACUCUACCGACUUUUUUUCUCAAAUUGGCUAAUGUGUUAUUUUCAGAAUUGAAAACAUCGCCAACGAGCGGUCACCUAAAUAUUUCUACAAACUCGAAAAAUAUGGCCGCGCAAUACGAUUCGAUAAACCCGAAUUAACUCCAAAUUAUGAGAAUGGAACUGAUCUUUUCAAGAAAGUAUUUGAAAUUCCGAUUUCAAUGAAACUCGAAAAAUGCGAAACAUGGCUGAAUAAAAAUGGGAAAAAUCUAACAGCCACUGUUAAUUGCGAAUAUGAGUGUAUAAGUCAAAAUUCUAUAGGUCAACAGCGAACAUUUUCAAGACAUGUGAAGUUGGAAGUUUUUGGAAGGAUGGUAAGAUGUGUGAAAAUACUAUCUUCUCUCUGAAAAUAUCUGAAAAUUUUACAGGAAGAGUAUGAGCUCGAAGCAGAAGUUGUGGGAAUUCGGGUAAUUCUUCCAAUAAUCAUGAAACGUGCUCAAAAUUCGAUGACUAUUUAUCAUGUAUGUAGACGAAUCAUUGUUUAUUUCCUCAAAAAAAAAAUAAAAUUUCAGGCAGACUUAUCGUUAUCAUUUCACAGGCCAACACUUGUUAUAAAUCAUGAUGAUUUUGCCAAAAAGAUAACUAGAUUGCUCAUCGGACAAUCAAGUUAUGAAUAUUCGAAUUGGAAAAGUAGUUAUGAUACACUUUUCUCAUACAUUGAUAACAAGGAUUUUCAUUCAAAAAUCUGUGGAAAAUCACAUAGCAAACAUGCAGCUGAAAUGUUCAAAAUAUAUCUGGAAAGAAAUCGAAAAACAACGAAAUUUUCGAAAUUUGAUAUCGAAGUGAUUACAAAUACUGAGGAAUCGAAAAUAGAGUUUAAAAUUGUCUACAAUUCAAUUAAUUUGAUGGACUUUCUCGCAACUGAAACUUAUACAUUUGUUGCUGAAAAAGGUGUUAUUUCGGAGAAUUGGUGGAUCAAAUCAGUUAAUAUUGAGGGAGCUUGUAUUUAUCAACAGUUGAAUUCUAAAUUUGUUUCUUCAUUGACGGCUAGGGAUAUACAAGGAAUGAGAAGAUAUAAUAACUAUUUUCUCGGCGAAAUCGUGUAAGUUUAUUUUUCAAGAAGGUGGUGAGACAAGCAUUUCGAUUUCCCUCAAAAAAUUUAGCACAACAAAACGAGACUCCGCGUUGACGGCGUGGUUUGAAUUAAUGUUUUUUUCAGUUAUACCCGGGCUAAUCUCAUAAUUCAGAAUUCCAUACAUUGAAAAUGAGGGCAAUGUUCCUAUCAAUCUAUAUUCAAAGAAUUUCCAAGGAUACAUAAUUGCAAAUCCAAAUUUGACUGAAAUCUAUACAUUUGAAGAAUUCAAAAUGUAUAUGCGAUAUUUUGUGAAAUACAAUAAACGGAGACCAAAAGUCAACUCACAAUCACAAAUUAUUGUAACAGAACCAAAUCAUUUUGUCGUGCAAAUCACAAUGAUUUUCGAUCAAUUAAUUCAGAAUAGAAAUCAGUCGUCGAAGGAUGAUUGGAUAUUUAUGAUUGAAGGAUCUAGAGAUUCGGAGGAAGAAUACUGGAAGAUCACAAAACUUGUACUCUCACCAAAGUUGGAAUUUCUGACAAACGGCAUGUUUAUAUGGAGAGCAAUGUUGAAUUAUAUGAUGGAUUCAGAAGAUAAGUGAGUAAUUUUUUUGAGGACUUCUGACAAAUAAUGUUUUAAAGUUAUUUGGAACUUGCUCGAAAAAUGCUGAAGAUUUCACGGAAUUCCACUGAAGAGAACACGGUGUUAUCGAACUGUGAGCCUAGAACUUAUGACUACACACCUAGAGAAUUCAACAAGUUUCUGCAACGUUUUGUUGAAUGUUUGAAAUUGGCAGAUCCGAAAACUGAAUUAACAUCUUCAAAAGAUAUUUCGCGUCCAUUCAAACAGAUUAAUACAUUUAAAUUUCAUAUAAUCUAUAAGAUUAUUAUUGGAGGAAUUAAGAAGUUCUUAAUUGUCAAUCAUUAUGCACAAUAUGUAAGGAACAGAUCAUUUUGAAAAGAUAAUAUUUAAAUUUUCAGAAUUUCAAAUAUGGUUAUUAUCGGGAUUGGAAACUUGAGCUAACUUGUCUAGCGGAUAAAGUUGAAGGGCAUGAUGAUUAUUAA